Molecule: messenger RNA, 2503 nt
Organism: Rhododendron vialii
Lineage: Eukaryota; Viridiplantae; Streptophyta; Magnoliopsida; Ericales; Ericaceae
Product: heterogeneous nuclear ribonucleoprotein Q
Exons: 9
Coding region: 732-2264 (510 amino acids)
Cellular component (GO): nucleus
Molecular function (GO): mRNA binding
Source: RefSeq, a predicted model, not a curated record
AACACGAAACCGGAGUUCUUUAUCGCCCUCGUACAUGAGAACACAAUAAGUCAAUAACAGUGCUAGGGCUUGCAAAUUAUACCUUCUCAUAGCUCGACGGCGACUAUCCCUCUCCCCAGGAAGGAUACCAAUUGGUACAUUUGUUUGUGGGUUCAAAUGGGACUAUUUCUUGCCGACCAAGCCAAACCAUUUAGUUGGUGUCUGGAUCCAUUGUCUUGGUUUUUUUGCUUUGCCAUUCCUUCGUUUAUCUUUCCCCACGAUCCUUGCAAUUUUCACCUCAUGGAGUUCAUUACUCAUUCCUUUUUUUUGUUUGUUUUCCUUUCCUUUCUUUGUGAUGGAUUGUUGAUAGAUAGUUAGACCAUGAAAGGUGGUUGUUUUUUUUCCGGCAUCGAUCGCUGUUCAAAUUUCAGAAACUCAUUGUAUCAUUGAUUUUUGCACCUGUUAAGCAUCACCGUCCUCUUGAUUAUCGUUCAGAACUCUCUCUUGCUUGUUUCUAUGAAUCUAUUAGUAUUGCUAGUAUGUUAUGAUCCCUUUACUGCAAACUAUUCACAUUGCAACUCCUUGGAGCCAUAUCUCAUGGCACAGAUUCAGUCAAGAUUCUUACUCUGGGCCUCCUUUUUCCCUUUCAUUUUUUCUCCACCCACCCAUGCUUCUCUUUCUUCUGUGAAUGCUUCUGGCUUCUGUCCUUCCAUAACAGUUGCUGUGCAAGCUUACUUUAUUAGAUUCAUAAGAUGCCUCCGAGGAGAAAAGCAAUUGCUGCAAUAGCUAAAUCAAUUGAACCUGAGAAGCCAAUUGAAGUUGAAAAGCCUGUCGAGUCAGAGGAGAGGGUGGAGCUUGAUGAAGACAAUGAUCCUGAGGAGAUAGUGGAGGAGGAGGAGGAGGAGGAGGAAGAGGAGGAGGACGAGGAGGAGGAGGUUGAGUAUGAAGAAGUAGAGGAAGAGGUAGAAGAAGAGGAAGAAGAAGAGGAAGAGGUUGAAGAGGAGGUGGAGGAAGAAGAAGAAGAAGAGGAUACUGAAAUCGAUGGCGCUAAUGUGCAAAAGGGCCCAGAUGGUGAUGUGAAUAUGACACCUGCUGGGGCAGAUGAGGAUGUGAGAAAAAAACAUGCUGAGCUUCUUUCACUGCCCGCUCAUGGGUCGGAAGUAUACUUGGGUGGCAUUCCUCAAGAUGCUUCGGAAGAGGAUCUGAGGAGCUUCUGUGAAACUGUUGGUGAAGUUGCAGAGGUCAGAAUAAUGAAGGGAAAGGACUCGAGCGAAAACAAAGGUUAUGCCUUUGUCACCUUCCGAACUAAGGAAUUGGCUUCUAAGGCGAUUAAGGAGCUGAAUAAUACUCAACUGAAGGGUAAAAAGAUUAGGUGUUCAACAUCUCAAGCAAAGCAUAAACUGUUCAUUGGUAAUGUUCCGAGAAACUGGGGAGAGGAAGACAUGAAGAAGGUGGUAACUGAGAUAGGACCCGGAGUUAUUGCUGUCGAACUGCUGAAGGACCCACAAAAUUCCAUCCGCAACCGUGGAUUUGCAUUCAUCGAGUAUUACAACCAUCCUUGUGCAGAGUAUUCGAGGCAAGAGAUGUCAAAACCGGAAUUUAAGCUUGAUGAUAAUGCUCCAACUGUAAGUUGGGCUGAUCCCAAAAAUGGGGAGUCUUCAGCUUCUUCACAGGUUAAAGCAGUUUAUGUGAAGAAUUUGCCCAAAAACAUUACCCAGGAUCAGCUAAAGGAGCUGUUUGAACAUCAUGGAAAGAUCACAAAAGUUGUUCUCCCUUCUGCUAAAGUAGGACAUGAGAAGAGCAGGUUUGGUUUUGUACACUUUAUGGAAAGGUCAAGCGCAAUGAAAGCCCUAAAGAACACUGAGAAAUAUGAGAUAGAUGGUCAAGUUUUGGAGUGCUCUCUCGCUAAGCCACCUGCUGAUCAAAAGUCAUCUGGAGGGCCAAAUUCACAGAAGCCGGCCUUGCUUCCGACCUACCCACCUCGUCUUGGUUAUGGUUUGGUUGGGGGUGCAUACGGUGCUCUAGGUGCUGGAUAUGGUGGUGCUGGUUUUGGACAGCCGAUGAUGUAUGGAAGGGGACCUACUCCUGGUGGCAUGGCAAUGAUGCCGAUGCUUUUGCCUGAUGGAAGGAUUGGAUAUGUUUUGCAACAGCCAGGAGCGCCACGGCCAGCCCCACCACCACAGCAGAGAAGCGGCGGCAGGAGCGGUAGCAGAGGAGGAAGCUCAAGUGGUGGAAGACGCGGUAGUGACAGUGGACGCGGGGGUAGCCGUUAUAACCCUUACUGAUUUGUUUGUAGUGAUUGUGGAAGCAAUUGCCACAAAAAAGAUAACGAUGGUAGUGUGCUUAAUUGCUUUGGUUAGUAAGAAUUCUGUGGUUGUCCGCAGAGUAAGAAGACAAACGUUUUUUUAUCGUGUCCUGAAUUUUCGUCACUUUUCAAAUCUUUGUAACGAGAUGCAGCCGCACAUUACUCUCUCUCUCUCUCUCUCUGAAGGUGUGAAUGGGCAUUCCAACUCUUUUCAUGGCA